AGACGAACAAUUAAAUAUCGUCUCAUUUAAUAUUAUAUUUCUUGAUUAGGAGCGUAUUAUACAUCUUCUGAUCAUUUACCAUGGCAGCCAACAAGCCCAAGGCUGAGCCAAAGGUCAAAUCCCGCGACGAGUACACUGUUGGAUGGGUCUGCGCGUUGCCCAAAGAGCAGACGGCGGCCAUUGCCAUGUUGGAUGAACUACAUGCCGCCGUCCAAAAGCCUGCGAACGACCCCAACAGUUAUAGCCUUGGGUCCAUGGGCGAUCACAAUGUUGUCAUUGCUUGUCUGCCCAAAGGGCAGACCGGCAACUACUCUGCAGCGACUGUUGCCACUUGGAUGGUCUCUACUUUUCCACGCAUCAAAUUCGGCUUCAUGGUCGGUAUCGGCGGCGGCAUUCCUGCCAAAGUUAGGCUUGGUGAUGUCGUGAUCAGCGCGCCCACGGGGAAAUACCCUGGUGUGGUCCAGUGGGAUAUGGGGAAGGCAGAAAGUGGCCGAUUUCAACGAACAGGAUCGCUGAAUAACCCGCCCACCUUGCUUCUUACGGCUUUGGCAACCCUAGAAUCGUAUCAUGAGAUGAAUGAGCCUAGAAUGUUCGAAUACCUCGAGACGCUCAAAGAGAAAUGGCCAAGGUUGGCACCAAAGUACUUACGGUCGGAAUCACUCAAGGACGUGUUAUUCAAAGCAGACUACAACCAUGUCAAGGCGAAGAAAAGCGAUGAUGAGGAGGACGGCGAAGAAGAACGAGAAAAUUGCAAAAAUUGCAACCAGGAGAAAGUCUUGAAAAGAAGUCCUAGGGAAACUCGCGUGCACCACGGCCUGAUUGCAUCAGGUAGCCUGGUCGUCAAGGAUGGUAUUUCCAGAAACAGUCUCAAUAAGUACUUUGAUAACGAAGUUUAUUGCAUCGAGAUGGAAGCAGCGGGACUGAUGAACAAUUUUCCUUGCCUCGUCAUUCGCGGAAUCAGCGACUACGCCGACUCACACAAGAACGAUAGUUGGCAGGAACAUGCAGCGGCUAUGGCAGCAGCCUGCGCGAAGGAGCUUUUGCAGCAUGUAUUACCAGCUGAAGUUGAAAGACAGCCUUCGGCAAAGCUGGCGCUUGAUGACAGUUAUGUAGUCGUUGAACAAUUGAUUACAAUGGUUGACAGAAGCGAAGGAGAAAAAAUCUUCAACUGGCUUACGUCGAGUGAUUACAGUGUCCAGCAAAAAAAAUAUAUUAAAAUGCAUGAAAAGGGAACCGGCCAAUGGCUUCUAGACUCCGCCGAGUUUAAAACAUGGAUUAAGACUGAAAGACAGAUAUUAUUCUGUCCAGGGAUACCUGGAGCUGGAAAAACAAUUAUUACAGCUCUUGUUGUGCAAAAUCUUGCUUCACGGUUCGCACAUGAUCCGAAAGUGGGAAUUGCUUAUACUUACUUCAACUUUUGGCAACAAGAAGAGCAUUGGAUCGAAGACUUAUUUGCAGCGCUGCUAAAGCAAUUGUCUGAAGGCUUAUUUCCCUUACCAGCAAGCUUGAAGGCUCUCUAUUAUGAUCAUCAGGGAAAUGGAGGCCGCCCCUCAUUUGAGAAGAUCUCGAAAGUUCUCCAAUCCAUAAUCAGAAUAAGCUACGAACGCGUAUUCAUCAUUGUGGACGCCCUUGACGAAUGUCAAGAAUCUAACAGUUGCCGAAUGCGAUUUAUAGAAGGCCUUUUUGUCCUUCAACAGUGUGGAGCAAAUAUAUUAGCGACUUCGAGGCCCAUCACGGAUAUCACGGACAGAUUUAACAAGAGCACUUGGCUAGAGAUACGUGCAAGCGCUGAUGACAUACGCACAUACGUAAACGGCCAGAUUUCACAGGGAAGAUCAAGAAUCUUACUCAAAAUGCGAGCAGAGGCCUCUACAGGAAUAGCGAAAGCCGCCGAUGGGAUGUUCCUUCUAGCAAAGCUGGAUUUGGAUUCCCUCUUGGAUGCAAAAUUACCCAAAGAAGUCAAAGAAAGACUAAAAAGUCUUCCCAGGGGCUCACAAGCGUAUAACUAUGCAUACCAGGGAAUUAUGAAGAGGGUAGAGCAUCAAGGCCCAAAAUCUGUCAAAUUUGCCAAGUCUGUUCUAUCAUGGGUCACUUGCGUCAAACGGCCAUUAUUUAUAUCAGAACUUCAGCAUGCUCUUGCCAUAGAGAUUGGCGAGAGUAAAUUUGAUGAAGAAUAUCUUCCACAGGUCCACGACCUAAUCACAGUUUGCGCCGGCUUGAUCACGCUUGACGAGAACAGCAAUACCAUUCGGCUAUUCCAUUAUACAGCACAGGAAUACUUCGAACAGACGCAAAUUGAAUGGUUUCCAGAUGCAGAAAACGAUAUUACACAGACUUGCAUCACUUAUCUCUCGUUUGACGUCUUCGAAACUGGAGUUUCUUCAACAGAUACCGCAUUCGAAAUGCGGAUGCAGUCAAAUCAGCUCUAUGAUUAUGCGGCCCAUCAUUGGGGCCAUCACGCUCGGAAACCAGAAGUUCUCGACCCACUAGUUCUAGAUUUUCUAAAGAGCGAGACAAAGGUGGAAGCUUCGAUCCAAGCAUUGUUCGUCAAUACGAGUGGACUUCACUUGGCAGCGUACUUUGGAAUCGAGAAAGCUGUCGCAGCCCUGCUUAACUCAAAUCAUCCAGAUCUCAAGGAUAGCUAUGAUCGGACACCGCUAUCGUGGGCCGCUGAGAAUGGCCAUGAGGCUGUCGUGCAAUUGCUGCUUAAUGAGGGGGCCGACUCCAAGGCGAAAGAUCAAUCAAGCCUGACACCACUUUCUUGGGCUGCUAUGAGCGGACAUGAGACAAUCAUAGUUGAAUUGCUUCUUUGCGGAGGUACUGAUGCAACGAUUGUGAAUGAUGGGUGGUUCCCAUUACAUACAGCUACAGGCAAAGGACAUGUCGAUAUAAUUGAGCUAUUAAUCGACUUAGGCAGAGUGGAAGUUAAUUCGAGAGAUUAUAAUGGUCUGACGGCGUUGCAAGUGGCUGUUCAGAGGAGGCACAGAGAUGCUGUGCGUUUAUUGCUUAG
Trichoderma atroviride IMI 206040 is the source of this 3010-nucleotide messenger RNA. Lineage: Eukaryota; Fungi; Ascomycota; Sordariomycetes; Hypocreales; Hypocreaceae. The record is from RefSeq and is a predicted model, not a curated record.